AGGUUAUAAGAAUUAAAAAACCUCGAGAAAAUCGAAAAGUACAUAAGACAGAAGCGAAUUAAAAAGAUUAUUGUGAAUUCACAUUCUCGACUGUUCACAUUGCAUCAGUGUUGACGCUGGUUUUGCCAUAAUUUAUUUGCAGCAUAGGAGAACGUGUUUGCCAGAAGAAUACAACUGUAUAUAAUGGUUUAUUGAAAAUUGUUGUUGGAAAUUGUUUUUUUGUUAUGGCCAAAGUGAGUAAAAGUUUUUUAUUGACAAAUAUACAGUCGAGAAGGUUUCGCGUGUCUUCUUGUAAACCGGCUUUUGGAAUUAUACCGUCGUCAGCAAAUUCUAUAAUAAAACUUAACUUGACAACAACCGCGAUUAAAAAUUUGUGCUUUACGCAAGGAUUAUUGAGAAAAACAUUAACAAAAAUGCCAAUAUACGAGAUUAUAGAAAAGGGGACUCCGAACUCUACUGCUUAUAGCAUUUAUUUCCAAUCCGUUUGCGGCAAACCCCUCUCACCUUUGCAUGAUAUACCGUUAUUUGCCAAUAAGGAGAAAGGUAUAUAUAAUAUGGUCGUGGAGAUACCACGUUGGACGAAUGCCAAAAUGGAGAUUAACAUGCAGAGCCCAAUGAAUCCCAUUAAGCAGGAUAUAAAAAAAGACAAAUUACGUUUUGUAGCAAAUUGCUUCCCUCAUAAGGGUUACAUAUGGAAUUAUGGUGCCUUUCCACAAACUUGGGAGAAUCCUGAUCACAUAGAACCCACGACUGGCUGCAAAGGUGACAAUGAUCCGAUUGAUGUCCUCGAAAUUGGAUACCGUGUAGCUAAACGUGGAGAAGUUAUACAAGUAAAAAUUUUGGGCACAGUUGCUCUAAUCGACGAAGGGGAAACCGAUUGGAAAAUUAUUGCAAUCGAUGUUAAGGAUCCGCUGGCUGAAAAACUGAACGAUAUUGAAGAUGUUGAUGUAUAUUUUCCGGGCUUGCUGCGUGCCACUGUCGAAUGGUUUAAAAUAUACAAGAUACCCGAUGGUAAACCAGAAAAUCAAUUUGCUUUUAAUGGUGACGCCAAGAAUGCUGCUUUCGCCACUGACGUGGUAGCGGAAGUUCAUAAAUUUUGGCAGGGUUUAGUUAAAUGUAAAAUAGAAGGAAGUACAAUUUCAUGCUUAAAUACUACUAAUGCAGAGUCUCCGUUCCACAUAUCCGCAGAAGAGGCUGGAAACAUUUAUAAAGAAGCCCCUGAUGGCGGUAUAGCCCAAGAAAUAUCGGAUACAGUCGACAAAUGGCAUUUCAUUCAUUUGAAGUGAACAACAACUGAUGGUAAAAAUGUCCUUAACUGUGAAAAAUAUUUUUCGUAUAUUGUACUUCAAAAGACGUAUCCGGCGUAGGAAAAUCAUUAAAGCAUUUCUUGUUGCAAUUCUAGCCCUAGUGGCAAUUUAUGCUUUUGCACACAUUCACACAAUCUACAAUAUAUUUGAAAAAUCUUAUCAAACAUAUUUUUUUUUAGCAGAUUUCUUUUGAGCAAUUAAUAAAGCAAAAUGUUACAAGCCUGGAGACAUCCAA
Molecule: messenger RNA, 1542 nt
Organism: Glossina fuscipes
Lineage: Eukaryota; Metazoa; Arthropoda; Insecta; Diptera; Glossinidae
Gene: Nurf-38
Product: inorganic pyrophosphatase
Exons: 5
Coding region: 225-1286 (353 amino acids)
Biological process (GO): phosphate-containing compound metabolic process
Cellular component (GO): cytoplasm
Molecular function (GO): magnesium ion binding; inorganic diphosphate phosphatase activity
Source: RefSeq, a predicted model, not a curated record